Messenger RNA from Strongylocentrotus purpuratus (purple sea urchin), 1146 nucleotides. It is a transcript of the gene lrrc23, whose product is annotated as leucine-rich repeat-containing protein 23. Gene Ontology annotation, molecular function: protein binding. NCBI's taxonomy places the organism in Eukaryota, Metazoa, Echinodermata, Echinoidea, Camarodonta, Strongylocentrotidae. The coding region runs from base 95 to 1129 and encodes 344 amino acids. The transcript has 8 exons. The record is from RefSeq and is a predicted model, not a curated record.
UCAACCAAGCUGUAUGAGUUUCCUAAGCAACGCUUCUGCCGCUGUAAGAUCCCCAUAAAAAUCGCGAUUUUUAGGACGAAUUUGAUACUUCAAAAUGUCAGAUUACGACGAUCAAGAGUAUGAUGAGGAUCAGGAAGGAGUUGAUGAGCCUGAAAUUGGUCAAGAAGAAGAAGGGGAAGAAGAGGAAGGAAAUGAACAAGAGCAAGAAGAAGAAGAGAAAAUUCCAGAGGUUCCAUUGACCGAGGAUGUGAUAGCUGAGAACCUGUCUUUACUCUGCAAAACUGGAAAUGGCUUAGCGCAUGCUUAUGUCAGAUUAGACAUCAAAGAGAGGGAAAUUACAGACAUCAGCGUCUUGAGCCAAUACAUCCACUUGAGGUACAUUGACCUCACCACGAAUGCUCUCCGUGACAUUUCACCUCUCAGCUCGCUGACCCAUCUCUUGACCUUGAACUGUGACCGCAAUCUCUUGGCUUCGGCCAAGCUGGAUGAACUACCGUACCUUCAGGUGGCAAGUUUUGCUUACAACAGGAUACAAACGACAGAAGGCAUCAACCACCCAUUAAUUGAAUCUCUUAAUCUCUCUUUCAAUGAAAUCAGUUUGGUGAGUGGCCUUGAACCAUCCAAACUAAGCAAGCUACACACAUUGGAAUUAAGAGGAAACAAGUUGACCUCCACAGCAGGAAUUUAUCUGCCCAACCUCAAAAACCUCUUUCUGGGCGCUAACAUGAUCACUAAACUGGAGGGGCUGGAGCGACUGGAGCACCUCACGACGCUCCAUCUCCGUGACAACCAGAUCUCAAACCUGGACGGUUUCUCAGAGAACAUGAGGAACCUACAAUACAUCAACAUGAGGGGGAACAUGGUGAGCGAUGUGAAGGAGACGGCCAAGAUGAAGUGUCUGCCCAAACUCCGGGCCCUGAUCCUCUCCGAGAACCCCUGUUCAGACGAUGAUGAAUACCGGAUGGAGGUUCUGAUCGGUAUCAGGAGAAUAGAACGUCUUGACAAGGAUGACUACAACGAGGAAGAGAGGCAGGAGGCAGAAGAGAUCUACGAGACGAGGAGAGCGGAAGAGCUGGCUGCCGGAGAGGGAGCAGAAGAAGUCAUACAGUCGGACGGAGACGACGCCUGAUACUUCAUCGCUUUCAA